Molecule: messenger RNA, 6016 nt
Organism: Sitodiplosis mosellana (orange wheat blossom midge)
Lineage: Eukaryota; Metazoa; Arthropoda; Insecta; Diptera; Cecidomyiidae
Gene: Clk
Product: circadian locomoter output cycles protein kaput
Exons: 11
Coding region: 2914-5142 (742 amino acids)
Biological process (GO): circadian regulation of gene expression; regulation of transcription by RNA polymerase II
Cellular component (GO): nucleus; cytoplasm; CLOCK-BMAL transcription complex
Molecular function (GO): RNA polymerase II cis-regulatory region sequence-specific DNA binding; protein dimerization activity; DNA-binding transcription factor activity, RNA polymerase II-specific
Source: RefSeq, a predicted model, not a curated record
UGCUCGAUUUGAUCGAUGAACUCGAAAAAUCACUUCGCUCACGCGUUUUCUAUAAUUCAAUUCAAUCGAAUCGACAAUUUCUCAAGAUUCCUCGAGCUAUUCAGUUUGAAAAAUGCUUUGUGUAUAACAAUGAAAGUAGGCAAUUGAAUACAGAAUGCAAACAAUUUGUGGCGUUUGUGGGACAGUGAGUGAGAGAGAAGGAAUAAAAAUUAGUGUAAAUGAAAAUUGUGUAUUUUAAGAUUCAUGUUGGUACACGCUUGCGCCUGGCUUAAUUACGUAAAUACCAACUUAUUUCCUUUGAAUUACAAACGGUGAUCAAUAGCGCGCCGCACAAUAAACAAGCUGUAAACAAAUGUGCUGUGCAUUAUUAACAGCAGCCAUGCGGCAAGAAUAUCACUUAUUAAAACGAUGCUCCCUUUCGUUUCCAAAACUUCCUUCUCCGCCCAUUGUGCCGUGUGGGAGGGGGGGCGGAGGAGGAUGAGAGAAUGGGAGAGAGAAAGAGAGACAGAGAAAACACACACAGCACGACCGAAAAACUGUACGCUUUUGUAUGAUUUCACUUAAAUGUCCAUUUCAGGUGCGCUGUAAUCACUUUGAAUUUGAAACGACCGACUCGAAAUAUAAUACAGUGAAAAACACACAAAAGAAUAUAAGUCUUCCCUCGUUUUCGUCAUCAUAAGUGGUGCGAUAUGUACGUAUAUAUACAUAUUUCCAUAUUGCCACGAUACAAUAUCGUAUCUUUGUUCGAGUUCGAGAGGGCGAAUUUGAUUUAUAUGAGUUUUUAUUGUAUUUACUUGUCAUGCACACAACUAAGGCGCGCAUACACAACGCCACACAAAGAUUUGCUCUUGCCGUGUGUUUUUCCCCGUUGCCAUUCACAACAACAUACGUCCGUAUUGGUUUUGGUACAUGUAAUUACCUGUCGAAAAAACGAAUGGCAAACGUUCCCUAGCGCAGCGACCAAGUUCAAUACGCUCGACCAGCAGUAAUAUUUCUGCUGAUAAUCGCAUACGAAAUUGGCCAGAACAACGCGAAACAACGUUUCUUGUGUGACAAUUUGGUUUGAAUUUCAUCAUUAUUUUUUUUCCUCUCUUCAAAGCCAAUUUAAAUAAUUGUAACGGGAUUUCUUUUCGCAUAAUUUGAAUAGUAGUGUUUUUUUUUCGGAUUGAACUAGGUGAAAAGAUAAAAUGAAAACAAUUAGAUGAUUCAAUCAAAUAGAAAAUUUUCCAUUUUCAAAACGUGAUCAUUAAACUCAGUGACGAAAGAAAAAUAUGGUGUGUUACGGAAGCGACAAACUGUGGUCGUUGUGCAUUUUUUCCGUUCGUAAAAAAAAUGCUGUCAACAAGUGGGUAAUUGAUGCGUUUGAUAAACAAAUACAUAUCAAAAUGGGAUACUUUGAAUCGAAAUCGAACCGGCUCGACGGCUCAUUUUAAUGGAAAAUUUGAAGACUUUGAAACAGAAUUAACGGCCAUAAUUCUAUACCAUUGAAUUGGAUUAUUUAAUAUGUUGUUUUCCCGUCGAUCCAUAUGUGUGUGUGUGUGUGUGUGUGUGUGUGUGUGUGUUUGCAUGGAAUUUUCAUUUGAUGUGGUUUCGUCAAGGAUUUGUCCAAUUACAUUGCUUGGGAAGCGAGCGUUGUGAGCAACAAGUACACAACAAAAUUCAUAUAUGUGAAAUGUACAGUUUUAUCGAUGACUGUCGCAUACGAUUAGAUUUAUAAAAAUGUAGAUCAAAAUGGAAACAGACGAAUUUUCGAAUUAAAUAUACAAUGCAAAUAUAUUCAAGUGAAUCAUGUGUGUAUGUGUUCGUGUGAUGGAUUUUGCUGUCGCAUCAGCAUCCAAUUGAUAAAUUCCAUCAUUUUCACAGAAACAUUCAGCGGAAAAACUUGAUUUAUAUAACAACGUUAGCAUAUUUUCUGUGUGUAUCAGAUUCCCUUGUAGUUCGUGUAACAAUACACUCACCCAGCGCCAGUGUCACAAAGUGAGUGAGUAAGUGAGUCGAGAGAAAAUUUUUGUUGCCAUUCGCAACAGUUGGCAUUCGAAUAUGUACCUGUGAUUUAUGUGUAUGUUUAUCGGAAAAAUGAACUUCAAACCAACCAACCAACCAACCCAUCCCACCACCCUCUCUACCGUCACCGUUGUCGUCGUUUUACCGUUGAUUGUGAACAUGAACUCUCUACAUCAAAUCAAUCUGUAUGUGUAUUGCCAAUAUUGUUCAGGUAAUUGAUGUGAUGGUGCUCGCAACAGUUCGGCGUGGAAGAGGAAUUCAAUCAAUCAAAAAUAAUUAGUACGGAUUCAAAAUCAAUUUUUCACUUUUUUUUUAAAUCCAAAAUCGGGUUCUUUGGAUUUAAUGGGCAAAAAUGAGAUUUGUUACCCUCCCAAUGAAACGCAACAAUUCACAUAUCGAAUUAAGUGUAUGUUAAACUCAUGUGAUUUGACAGAAACACUAAGAACCAAUCUCGGUAUCCAAUUGAAAAUGUUGAUCGAAUUCAUAAAAUAUCUUCCUUUCUUUCCCAUUCUUGUUAUUAUUUUUUUUCUCCUGUGCGUGUGUGUGUUUGAUUAUGUAAAAGUCGAUUGAACGUGACUGAACAGCGCGAAAAGUGUAUGAAAAUCUUUGGAAAUCAUUCGGUGUAAAAUGACGUGUCACAGAGAGUGUCCUUCAAUUCGUUACACAUUUAUGCGGAUUUAUGUAGGGAAAAAUAGCGGUGCGCUUAUGUAAGCAACAAGUCACAAUGAACACUAAUUAAACUUGAAAUAGUUCUUAUGAAUCAAUAAUAAUUCUAAAGUGGAAAAAAAGUGGAACGAUUUAACUGAAACAUUUUGAAGUGGAUUUCCGGCAGUGUAUGUGUAUGUACAUAAAAGGGUGUUUAAAACAAACAAGGCAACGUAUUUUGAAUAUACAAACAAAAACGGUAAAAUGGAUGAUGACAACGAACGAGAUGAUGCUAAGAGGAAGUCAAGAAAUCUUAGCGAAAAGAAACGCCGGGAUCAAUUUAAUAUCCUGAUCAAUGAGCUCAAUUCGAUGGUGUCAUCGGCCAAUCGAAAAUUAGACAAAUCAACCGUUUUGAAAGCAACCAUCGCUUUCUUACGACAACACAAUGAUAUGACGAUGAGAUCUCGCAUACAUGAGAUUCAUGAAAACUGGAAACCAUCAUUUUUAUCAAACGAAGAGUUUACACAUUUAAUGCUAGAGGCUUUGGAUGGAUUCAUCAUAGUUUUCUCUUCAGAUGGCAAUAUUUACUAUGCAUCCGAAAGCAUAACAUCACUCUUGGGCCAUUUACCGAGCGAUCUACUCAAUGCUAGCGUCUAUGAUUUAAUUUACGACAAUGAGCAGCAGGAGAUACACAAUCUAUUAUCAAAUCCGGUGACUGUAAUCGAUCCAAUAAAAAAUGAUCUCACAAUUGAAAAUCAAGUUAGUUUUGUUUGUCACAUGAAAAAGGGUGGACUAGAGUAUCGUGAUGAAGAAGCUUACGAAUCCGUACAAUUCAUUGGAUAUUUCCGGAACGAUGUCGAAAUUGAUGAACUGUUACCAUCGACAAGCAGCAGCCGAGCUACAACUGACAAUGAUUUAAAAUUAUUGUUUGUGGGAAUUGGGCGAACACAAACGCCCCAAUUAGUUCGUGAAAUGACUGUGGUGGAUUCGGAAAAAAGUGAGUUCACUUCAAGGCACAGUCUUGAGUGGAAAUUCAUAUUUUUGGACCAUCGUGCAACCCCUAUCAUUGGCUACUUACCCUUCGAAGUACUCGGCACAUCCGGAUAUGAUUACAAUCAUUUUGAUGACUUGGAUAAUAUCGUGUCAUGCCAUGAAACAGUGAUGGGAAAGGGCGAAGGGAAUUCGGGCUAUUAUCGAUUCUUGACCAAAAGUCAGCAAUGGAUUUGGCUACAAACUCGUUUUUACAUAUCAUAUCAUCAAUGGAACUCGAAACCAGAGUUCAUCGUUUGCACACACCGAGUUGUUAGUAACGCAGAAGUUCUGAAGCAAUUUAGCAACGAACGAAAGGAGUCUGAUAAUAGAAGUGACAGUAGUAAAUUGGGCCAAAUGAAACCAUUUGAUAGAAAAACCGGUGAUAAAACCACUAGAACGAGCAAUUCAUCAGUUCGGAGUAGGUAUUCAACAUCGUCCCCCACACCAAACACAAAAAGUGAUAGCCGAAAUUGUGCAACCAGCGUAACGGAAACAUCAAUAUCUCGAACGCGGUCAUCUCCUUGUUUCUCCUCAUCUUCAAAGGCAUCAAGCAAAUAUUCAAUGUCAAACCAAAGCAGUAAUGCAUCAACAAUUACUGAUAAAAAAUUGCGAAAAAGUGAUCGAUCAUCGCCUCCAUCGGGGAAUCGAAGCCAGUCGUCGAUGGUUAAACUGGAGUAUCCAUCUGCGUCCCAAAGAAAGCAGCACCGUGAAAUUGCACAAGAGCCAUACGGCAAUCAAAUGGGAAAUAUAUGCUAUAAUUCACCUUCCGUCGGAUAUUUGCCGCCCCAAUAUGGUAUUACAGAGUCAGUUCAAGCGAUUGAUGAUGUAUUAAGGUUAACCCAGGAUUGUAUGGUAAUUUCAGAGAAGACAUUGCUUCCGUUAGGCCACCAAUCUCCAGUGAAUUUACCGAUGCAGCAGCCCAUACCCGAGAUUUUGCAUCGCGAUGCCAUUAUCACCUCUACACAAUCUCACAUUCAGAAUCAAUUACAGCGCAAACAUGAAGAGCUACAGCAGCUCAUAAUCAAGCAACAAGAGGAAUUGCAAUUGGUCUCAGAGCAAUUACACCUGGCCCAGCGUGGAAUGUUACCAGUGGUGAGUUCAACGCAAAUGGAUACACAAUAUGUAAAUCGUCAUCCGAUCCGAGCACAUCCGCAUCAAAUGGAAAAAAUGGGCAAUCAUCGAACUGUUCUACGAUUAAUGGACAAUUCAACGGUAAUCAAUGCACAGCAACCAUACAUGGAACAGCCAGGGAAUCAAAUAAUUUGCCCGGAAGUACCAAAUACACCGCAUAGUGUAAAAUCAGUCGAACAGUUGCCACAAGUGCAUAGCUCACAGGAUUACCAUACCGCAACGGCUUUAACCACUUUUGAUGAUGCAAAUCCGGCCAGCAUUUCUCCGGCCACCCCAGCCAGCAUAACCAGCACAAUUGGCUCAAUCAAAUUCACAUCAGCCAGUGAAUAAUGGACAGCAAAUUACAAACCAAAUAGAAAAGACCCUGACUUUAUCUGUCUAUGGCAUUCAUCUGUUCUUCAAAACUGAAAGCAACUAUCGAUUUGUGUCUGUCAUUUUCAAUAUACUUUUAUUUGUCACAAUAGCCGCUUUAAGGUUUUUCUUAAAACCAAACCAAACCAUAUAAUUGAAAUACUAGCGUUUUUUUUCGUGAGCAUUGAACAACCACAGCACCAACGUUAUCAAGAGAAAGAAAGAAAGAGAGAACAACUUGUGGAAGGUCACUAUUUUUGAGGCUUCACGCUUUUAUUUUCAUCGCCAAGGUUUCAUUGCUUUAGAAAUCGUAUUUUGUCACACAUACACACACACACACACACACACACACACACACCUUGAGUUUGCAAUUAAAGGUUCAAAAAUGUAUGAUAUCGAUUGAUAUCUUUCGAAAAACAUUCUUUUUCGGUCUCAUCUGUUUUAAAUUAGCCCAGAGACUUUUCAAGUCAACCUCAAGAUUAGUACAUCAUAUUUUGAAAACGGUUUCUUGUUCCAAUCGAUAGAUUUUUGUUUUGCGAGAAUUUGUCGUAAUUUUGUUCAAUUAUAAGAAAAUGCACAAAAUAGAGGAAAAUAUGAUUUGAAUAUAGCAAUGCAUAGAAAAGGAAACACAAGUAUUAAUAUUAUUUCGAAUCUAUAUAGCCAAUCGCACUUGAUCAAGCGUUCAUAACACCGAUCAUAUGGAAACUAUCAAUUUAUGGUAUACCGAAUUUUUAACAGAGAAUGAAGACUUUACUGAACUGAUAAGAUAAUUGAAGCAUAACAAAAACAUCAACAAGAAGAACGAUAUUUGCGACAACAUUUUAAUUUCGAAAAUAAACGCGAUUAAAACAGA